Molecule: messenger RNA, 597 nt
Organism: Anopheles coluzzii
Lineage: Eukaryota; Metazoa; Arthropoda; Insecta; Diptera; Culicidae
Exons: 2
Coding region: 51-509 (152 amino acids)
Biological process (GO): intracellular cholesterol transport
Molecular function (GO): sterol binding
Source: RefSeq, a predicted model, not a curated record
CGCCGUGGAGUGGGAUAGUUCAGAAGUGUUUGCAAGCUCCGUCACUGAAAAUGUACAAGUUCCUGCUGAUUGUUGCCAUCCUGCCGGCCAUCGCCUUCGGCCAGACCCCGUUCCGUCCGUGCCGUGGUGGAGGUCCGGUUCCAGAUUCGGUUGCGAUCGAAGGAUGUGCGGCCCUUCCUUGCACGAUCGUGUCCGGCAGCCCGCUGAUUGCACGUGCGACCGGUAUUCGCUCGCCGGUGGCCACACCGACCGUUGAGGCACACAUCGUCGCCCGCGUGCUGGGACUGGAUGUUGGGUUCAGGAUUCCGGAGGAGCUACGCGACGCCUGUGCCGUGGGCAUUUCGGGAGCCUCGUGCCCGCUCGCCGCUGGCCAGCAGUUCGACUACACGCUCAACUACGCUAUGACACUGCCACUGACCGGCAUUACCGCGCAGGUCGAGGUCGGUCUUACGGCGGCUGACGGUACCAGGAUCACGUGCAUUGAGAUUGAUGCCCAAAUCGUGGCCUAAGCUUCCACUCCUUUCUUCUCCAAUUUCUCCUGAGCAAUAAAGCAAUAAAACCACAUCUAGUGAUGUGAUCGUAUGUUAAGCAACUAAA